Molecule: messenger RNA, 1142 nt
Organism: Arachis ipaensis
Lineage: Eukaryota; Viridiplantae; Streptophyta; Magnoliopsida; Fabales; Fabaceae
Source: RefSeq, a predicted model, not a curated record
CUUUUAUCAAUUGAAUUCUCUCCGAAAAGAAUCUAACAAAACCAAAUUCCACUUGAAGUUGGUUAUGAUGUUAGGCUUCUCUUGUAUUUGUGUCAUAAAAAUUUCUAGUUCAAUCUUUUACUUACCCUCCAAAGAGUAUAUUUCGUCCACCUUUUCGGAUGCUCCUUAUUCCAAAUGGUUUUCAAUGAAAUCUGGCAAAUUUGGACAGGCACCUUCGGCGCGACAUGAGAUUCUACCUGAACAGGAUACCAUUCAGGGUUGGAUUGGUUAAAGAUGACUUCUCUGUGGAUAUCUGGAGAUCCCAUCAUGCAAACAUUACAACAAUCACCGAAACAAAGCCUGUCUAUUCCUUUUACAAGUUUGUCUCUUUAGCAGAUUGCCAAAGUAUUGAAGACAUUGAACAACAAUCUAUUAUCUCUUUCAAAAGUUAUCCCUAUAUGUUAACUUCUUCAGAUACCUCUGCCAUGAUUAAGAGCUAUACAAAGCAUUCAAACGCUGACGUAUGGGAGCAGAGUUCUUCACUAGAAUCUGGACCUUCUAAGCAUGAAAGAUCAGGCGUAAGCAUGAAAGGAGAACAUAAGCAUACCGAUAACUCUCAUGUUGGCCAAAAGCAAGGAGGCUCUACACCACCACUUCUUUGUUCUGGAUGCAAGAUAAGGACCGAAUUGUCUGUCAAUGAGUUGACGAGGUUUACCUAUUCUGAAAUACAGCAAGCAACAAAUGAUUUUUCAAAGGAUAACCUAAUAGGUGAAGGUGGAUAUGGUCAUGUUUACAAGGGUGUUCUUAAAGAUGGACAGCAAAUUGCAGCAAAGGUAAGGAAAGAGGAAAGCUCACAAGGCUUUUCGGAGUUUCAUUCCGAGGUCUAUGUCUUAAGCUUCGCUCGCCACAAGAAUAUAGUUAUGCUAUUGGGUUUUUAUUGCAAAGAAAACCGAAAUAUUCUUAUAUACGAGUAUAUCUGCAAUAGGUCUCUUGGUUGGCAUUUAUUUGGUAAGUGUUUAUAGUUUUUUAUUGGUUUGUUUUAUCUUAUGUUUUUAUUCUCUUGGUGUUAUCUAACUGGGAAGUUUGUUAGGAGGUUAGAUAGUUAGUAAUAUAUUUGUAGUUAGAAAUCUAACUUAACUAACUACAAUAACUAACCGGUUAAC